GCCAUCUUGCGAGCUCGUCGUACUGACCGAGCGGGGAGGCUGUCUUGAGGCGGCACCGCUCACCGACACCGAGGCGGACUGGCAGCCCUGAGCGUCGCAGUCAUGCCGGCCGGACCCGUGCAGGCGGUGCCCCCGCCGCCGCCCGUGCCCACGGAGCCCAAACAGCCCACAGAAGAAGAAGCAUCUUCAAAGGAGGAUUCUGCACCUUCUAAGCCAGUUGUGGGGAUUAUUUACCCUCCUCCAGAGGUCAGAAAUAUUGUUGACAAGACUGCCAGCUUUGUGGCCAGAAACGGGCCUGAAUUUGAAGCUAGGAUCCGACAGAACGAGAUCAACAACCCCAAGUUCAACUUUCUGAACCCCAAUGACCCUUACCAUGCCUACUACCGCCACAAGGUCAGCGAGUUCAAGGAAGGGAAGGCUCAGGAGCCGUCCGCCGCCAUCCCCAAGGUCAUGCAGCAGCAGCAGCAGACCACCCAGCAGCAGCUGCCCCAGAAGGUCCAAGCCCAAGUAAUCCAAGAGACCAUCGUGCCCAAAGAGCCUCCUCCUGAGUUUGAGUUCAUUGCUGAUCCUCCCUCUAUCUCAGCCUUCGACUUGGAUGUGGUGAAGCUGACGGCUCAGUUUGUGGCCAGGAAUGGGCGCCAGUUUCUGACCCAGCUGAUGCAGAAAGAGCAGCGCAACUACCAGUUUGACUUUCUCCGCCCACAGCACAGCCUCUUCAACUACUUCACGAAGCUAGUGGAACAGUACACCAAGAUCUUGAUUCCACCCAAAGGUUUAUUUUCAAAGCUCAAGAAAGAGGCUGAAAACCCCCGAGAAGUUUUGGAUCAGGUGUGUUACCGAGUGGAAUGGGCCAAAUUCCAGGAACGUGAGAGGAAGAAGGAAGAAGAGGAGAAGGAGAAGGAGCGGGUGGCCUAUGCUCAGAUCGACUGGCAUGAUUUUGUGGUGGUGGAAACAGUGGACUUCCAACCCAAUGAGCAAGGGAACUUCCCUCCCCCCACCACGCCAGAGGAGCUGGGGGCCCGAAUCCUCAUUCAGGAGCGCUAUGAAAAGUUUGGGGAGAGUGAGGAAGUUGAGAUGGAGGUCGAGUCUGAUGAGGAGGAUGACAAACAGGAGAAGGCGGAGGAGCCUCCUUCCCAGCUGGACCAGGACACCCAAGUACAAGAUAUGGAUGAGGGUUCAGAUGAUGAAGAAGAAGGGCAGAAAGUGCCCCCACCCCCAGAGACACCCAUGCCUCCACCUCUGCCCCCAACUCCAGACCAAGUCAUUGUCCGCAAGGAUUAUGAUCCCAAAGCCUCCAAGCCCUUGCCUCCAGCCCCUGCUCCAGAUGAGUAUCUUGUGUCCCCCAUUACUGGGGAGAAGAUCCCCGCCAGCAAAAUGCAGGAACACAUGCGCAUUGGACUUCUUGACCCUCGCUGGCUGGAGCAGCGGGAUCGCUCCAUCCGUGAGAAGCAGAGCGAUGAUGAGGUGUACGCACCAGGUCUGGAUAUUGAGAGCAGCUUGAAGCAGUUGGCUGAGCGGCGUACUGACAUCUUCGGUGUAGAGGAAACAGCCAUUGGUAAGAAGAUCGGUGAGGAGGAGAUCCAGAAGCCAGAGGAAAAGGUGACCUGGGAUGGCCACUCAGGCAGCAUGGCCCGGACCCAGCAGGCUGCCCAGGCCAACAUCACCCUCCAGGAGCAGAUUGAGGCCAUUCACAAGGCCAAAGGCCUGGUGCCAGAGGAUGACACUAAAGAGAAGAUUGGCCCCAGCAAGCCCAAUGAAAUCCCUCAACAGCCACCGCCACCAUCUUCAGCCACCAACAUCCCCAGCUCGGCUCCACCCAUCACUUCAGUGCCCCGACCACCCACAAUGCCACCUCCAGUUCGUACUACAGUUGUCUCCGCAGUACCCGUCAUGCCCCGGCCCCCAAUGGCAUCUGUGGUCCGGCUGCCCCCAGGCUCAGUGAUCGCCCCCAUGCCGCCCAUCAUCCACGCGCCCAGAAUCAACGUGGUGCCCAUGCCUCCCUCGGCCCCUCCUAUUAUGGCCCCCCGCCCACCCCCCAUGAUUGUGCCAACAGCCUUUGUGCCUGCUCCACCUGUGGCACCUGUCCCAGCUCCAGCCCCAAUGCCCCCUGUGCAUCCCCCACCUCCCAUGGAAGAUGAGCCCACCUCCAAAAAACUGAAGACAGAGGACAGCCUCAUGCCAGAGGAGGAGUUCCUGCGCAGAAACAAGGGUCCAGUGUCCAUCAAAGUCCAGGUGCCCAACAUGCAGGAUAAGACGGAAUGGAAACUGAAUGGGCAGGUGCUGGUCUUCACCCUCCCACUCACGGACCAGGUCUCUGUCAUUAAGGUGAAGAUUCAUGAAGCCACAGGCAUGCCUGCAGGGAAACAGAAGCUACAGUAUGAGGGUAUCUUCAUCAAAGAUUCCAACUCACUGGCUUACUACAACAUGGCCAAUGGCGCAGUCAUCCACCUGGCCCUCAAGGAGAGAGGCGGGAGGAAGAAGUAGACAAGAGGAACCUGCUGUCAAGUCCCUGCCAUUUUGCCUCUCCUGUCUCCCACCCCCUGCCCCAGACCCAGGAGCCCCCCUGAGGCUUUGCCUUGCCUGCAUAUUUGUUUCGCUCUUACUCAGUUUGGGAAUUCAAAUUGUCCUGCAGAGGUUCAUUCCCCUGACCCUUUCCCCACAUUGGUAAGAGUAGCUGGGUUUUCUAAGCCACUCUCUGGAAUCUCUUUGUGUUAGGGUCUCGAUUUGAGGACAUUCAUUUCUUCAGCAGCCCAUUAGCAACUGAGAGCCCAGGGAUGUCCUACAGGAUAGUUUCAUAGUGACAGGUGGCACUUGGCUAAUAGAAUAUGGCUGAUAUUGUCAUUAAUCAUUUUGUACCUUGACAUGGGUUGUCUAAUAAAACUCGGACCCUUCUUGUGAAAUCAGUUAAAUAAGACUUGUCUCGGUCACCUGUGCCCUGUCCAGACUCGAGGCAGUGGUAACACUGCACAGUGCUAUGUGGCUUCUCUUUGAGGAUUUUUGGGUUUUGUAACUAAAUUCUUGCUGCCCUCAUACUUUUUAUGUAUUAGAAUCAUAUUCGUAUUGCCCUUUUAAAACAUUGGGAUCCUCCAAAGGCCUGCCCCAUGUAUUUAACAGUAAUACAGGAAGCAUGGCAGGCACCAUGCAAACCAAGGAUGGAUGGUGCAGUCCCUGUGUCAGUGGGCGGUGGUUUCCUGCUGGCCUGGAAUCACUCAUCACCUGAUUGAUUGGCUCUGUGGUCCUGGGCAGGUGCCUCAUAGGUGUGUGGAUAUGAUGACGUUUCUUUAAAAUGUAUGUAUUUAACAAAUACUUAAUUGUAUUAAGGUCAUGUACCAAGGAUUUGAUAAAGUUUAAAUAAUUUACUCUCUACUUUUAUCCAUUUUAUCCAUUUUAACUCAUGUAAUCCUCAUGUGAGUAUUCCUGUUUAACACUUGAGUAAACUGAGGCACAGAGAACAUAAGUUGCAUGCCAUAGUCACACACUGUGAAAGUGAAAAGAGAAUGUGUGCAAAACACGUCACAGUCCUGGUUUCUGAGUAAAGGCAGGCUGUUAUCUUUAGAAUCAAGCUAUCACAGGGAGAUAGGCAAUGCUGUGGGUGUUGGAGGAAGGUGAGAGCCUGUUGCUAACAAUUUCCUGGUUUUAAAGCUAAGGCUGAUUUUAUUGGGAAGAUCUCACAUGUGUGUGGCCCCUGAGAGUUCCCAGUGCCUUUUAUUUGCAGUCCUUCCAUUUGGACCUCCUAGCUGCCCCAUCAGGUCAUCUCCAGGGCUCAGAGGGGUGAGACCAUUUCCCAAGGUCACAGAACCAGCUCUCUAGUCACCACCCUGCCUCUCCCUCUCACCCAGAGUCAGUACCAGUUUUAUGGCUUUAUUACAAACUGCUGGGUCCCUCCCAUUUUCAACUUGAUUGAUGGGAUGUCAUCCCUUAUCCUGUCUGACAUUUGCCUCUGGCCUGGUUGCUAGAAGUUUGCCCCAGGGGCAAGAGUUGAAAUUUGGCUUCCUGAGGUGGGCUUUGUGGUUUGCGUCCCUAAAGUGAGCCCACUACUGGUUGCUUGUCCAUGGCCAACACCAGAAAUCCCCUGAGCACUACCUGGGUCUCAUUCCAAGAAGGAAGAGGGUCAGGAGACCUGGGGAGUCUCAUAUUCCAAGUUCUUCUUUCUUUCUGGGAGCAGUGGGCAGUUCAUGGUGUUAGGGCACUCACCCCCACAGACUGGCAAACCCUGCAGGACUUCCGUGGCUGAGGCUGUGACCGGAGGCCAGGAAUGCCGUUGGGUGGAUUGUGAGUGAAUGGGCCCUUUGAGCUGCCCUCUAGAGAGCAAAUCCAGUUUCCUGGAGCUCCUGAAUGAAUAUCUGUACUGGCUCGCUCAGAUGCAGAAGCUCCAUUGACCAUGAGGCCUUGUGAACAUCAGUGGCCACAGGCCCAGUGUGCUGCUUGGCACUGCACUAGUUUAGGACCUGCAGCAUGUAGGUAGCGUCCUAGUGUUUAUAAUACAAAGCUGCUCUGCACAGCUUUUCUGAUUCUUCUUGCAAUCUCCUGAGGAUUAUCUGCCCCAUUUUUAAAACGAGGUGGAAUACCCAAGGUCAUGUAGCCAGUGAGUGCUCUGGAAAGCCAAAGCAGCUCAUCCCUUCCUGGGGACCACACUGCUCUGCUCCACCAGACCACACUAUGAAAUAGGAAUAAGUGCUCCUGUUGCAGGACUGCUGGGAAAACAGGUGGUGUGGGACUUAAGUCACCAUAAUUUUGAAGACUUGCAUGCAGAGGGCUCCAGGAAUUGUAGACAUUAAGGAAUUUCACUUUCAGUUCUACCCACUACUUAAGUACUUGUCAUGUACUCUUAGAGGAGGCCAGUAAUGAUCAGAACCAUUUUACUUUAAAAUUAAUAAUAUUGUAUUAGAGAAUAUAUUAAAUGGUUAUAUUGGGUUAUGUUAGGAUAUAUACUUGAAUGGAAAUACAUGUACUAUUAGCAAUCAUAUUUCAUUUAUCCCUGUAAUUAGACAAGAAAGCAUAAUAUAGCUCUACUCAUGGGUACACAUACCAGUGUAUAAGAUUUUUAGAAGUUUACUUUUUAAAAAUAAAAGCAAAAUGUAAGAUCUUAA
Messenger RNA from Homo sapiens (human), 5090 nucleotides. RefSeq names its product splicing factor 3a subunit 1 (gene SF3A1). Gene Ontology annotation, cellular component: nucleus; nuclear speck. The coding region runs from base 103 to 2484 and encodes 793 amino acids. Gene Ontology annotation, biological process: mRNA cis splicing, via spliceosome; RNA processing. The record is from RefSeq and is marked reviewed. Lineage: Eukaryota; Metazoa; Chordata; Mammalia; Primates; Hominidae. The transcript has 16 exons. Gene Ontology annotation, molecular function: RNA binding.